Messenger RNA from Lodderomyces orthopsilosis Co 90-125, 1407 nucleotides. It is a transcript of the gene UME7, whose product is annotated as DNA-binding transcriptional regulator. Gene Ontology annotation, molecular function: DNA-binding transcription factor activity, RNA polymerase II-specific; zinc ion binding. The coding region runs from base 1 to 1407 and encodes 468 amino acids. The record is from RefSeq and is a predicted model, not a curated record. NCBI's taxonomy places the organism in Eukaryota, Fungi, Ascomycota, Pichiomycetes, Serinales, Debaryomycetaceae. Gene Ontology annotation, biological process: regulation of DNA-templated transcription. The transcript has a single exon.
AUGAUCAAGUCAAGGAGCUAUUUGUUGGAGAGUCAUCUACGUGAUACCAGUCCUGUACGAAAGUAUUCAGAGUCAGAAAAUACAUCCAUGGAGCUUGAAUCCUUUAGCAUUGACGUGGACAAUACGCCCACCAGAGUCAACUAUCCGCCCUUGGAAGAGUACAGUCACUGUAUUAUUAGAAGGUCUAACUUCAAAAUCAUAAAUGAAGGAAUGAUACCCAGAGUUUUACCUGAACCGAGAGCUUUAGAUCCAAAUAGUGAAAAUAAUUUGCUGUUGCAAAACACAACAACUCCAAACUUUAAUUUGAUUUGCAGUUCCCCCUUUCCUUCGAGGUUGGAUCCGGGUAAUUCAAAGAGGAGCUCCCCCAUUGUGUGUGCUUUACCAGAUGACUUUGCUAAAUCUAACGAGGUUUUUAAGCAUGUGUACGGUUCCAGCUCGUUUACAGAGAGUCCCAUUACACACCAAAGCUCAAGUAUUAGAUCAAAAUUAAAUCAGGAGUGUAGUUAUAGAAUUACCCCUGCUAACCAAGGAGAUCAGGAAGCAAAUGCAAGCGAAUCUCAUAAUGGAUGGAAAAGAAGUAAUGCAUCAUCGGUGAUGAGUAUCGAGCUGCUUAUAAACCCUGAAUCUCCUGAGAAGGGAAAGAGAGACGCCGCUUCAAGCAAACCUGGCUUUUAUGGUGUUUCUACAAGUGGUAGUUCAUGGGAAAGCAAUUGUUAUGAACCCCAAACUAGAGCUGUUUUCGAUUGUAAAUAUAAAGGAGAGGAUGUCAAUCCAUAUGAUCAAUUUAUUGUAACUAUAAAACUUCCAAGUAAAUACGUGAACUCACGGCACGUUCCAAAGAAGGACCUUCGAUCCCUCGCAGCUGAAAGGCUUCCCGUUGUUGGUACCACAAAGAAAGGUAUAAUUAAAAAGAAAAAGUACGGCUCAAACAAAAAUGACGGCUCAAUUAUAAAGCACGUCACUAAGACCAAAAAGCGUAAUUCUAAAAUCACAAAGAAGGAGUUUCCUAAGAAACAGAUUCCUAAAUCACAACCCCCUACGAUCAAAACCAAGUCCAUUCGUUCCCGCAAAACCAGGUCAAAUGGAUACGAAUCUGAUGAGGAAUAUCUACCUCAUGAAGAAUCAACAAUCUCUUCCAGAAAACGUGUGCAGUUUGGUUCAGAUCGAAAAGAAAAGAAAAGAAAAAGUGUGGUGAGAUCUAAGACCGGGUGCUGGACAUGCAGAAUCCGUCACAAGGGGUGCAAUGAGGAACAACCAAAAUGUAGUCAUUGCAAACGGUUGAACUUGACCUGUGACUAUUCUCCAAACCGCCCAGUGUAUAUGCAGAAUAAGAAAUUACACGCGGAAAAGUUGCUUGAGAUUAGACGCCUUACUGAUAGAGUAAAAAAGCGUAAACCUCAUUCUUAG